Xenopus laevis (African clawed frog) is the source of this 10086-nucleotide messenger RNA. It is a transcript of the gene ep300.L, whose product is annotated as E1A binding protein p300 L homeolog. NCBI's taxonomy places the organism in Eukaryota, Metazoa, Chordata, Amphibia, Anura, Pipidae. Gene Ontology annotation, biological process: regulation of DNA-templated transcription; chromatin remodeling; positive regulation of transcription by RNA polymerase II. The transcript has 31 exons. Gene Ontology annotation, molecular function: zinc ion binding; transcription coregulator activity; transcription coactivator activity. Gene Ontology annotation, cellular component: nucleus; histone acetyltransferase complex; cytoplasm. Bases 1101 to 8600 code for a protein of 2499 amino acids. The record is from RefSeq and is a predicted model, not a curated record.
CGCCCCCCCGCUAGAAGCUUUGCGUCGUUUCCGGCUGCUGUACUCAAGCUUCCCUCAGCCGAGUGAAGAAACAACAGCCGCCAUUUUGUUUGUGUGUGAGGGACGGAGCCCCGGCCGGAGUCCGGCACGAACCGCAGGACAACCGGAGGAGGUAGAAGGCUGGACACAAAGACAAGCCUUCCCGUAAAUUAUCUCUGGAAACAGAUACACCUCGGGCCUGUGCCUCCAUGACUUCUUUCUAAAGCAGUCUAGGGCUACUGCGACCCCUUUAACUCCCCCGAGAGACAAGGCGGUAACACCGGCUACUGUGGGACGAGGAUUUCCGGUUGGUAUAGGCCUGACGACAUCUAGCGGCGGCCUCACCUGUGUUGGCCAGAUCUACCGUGAGCUGAGUGUUCAGAGCCGGAGACCCUCCCUCCUGAGAGACUGCGGGAGAGGCCGCGGGGGAAGGGAGCAAUUAUACCGACAGGCCGCGAGAUCUUGCUGUAGGCCUGCGCCGGUACUAAAGCGCUCACCUAUACACAAAGGUUUUCCUGAAGGGGAGGGGGAUGCGGCCGUGGCUGAGUUUAAAGCAGUGACACCGGCAGAUACGUUCGCUGCGAUGCCGCCCUCUGAGCAAGGCGAGAGCCCGAGGCUGUGUUGCUGAGCCGCCUAAAACACUAUUCCGUUUUCGAUGCUCUAAGCACCUUUACACGCAGCUUUGUGCUUCUCUUCCCGGGCUUGUCUCAUCUGAGCCCAUUUAAAAGACCUACAAGAUCUUCUUACUGGUGGCAAGCUACUACUUGGCCUUUUCAUCCAAUUUUACCCGUCUCCACCCCCCCCCCCACCACAACUGGGGGUAGAGUAGGACGAUGGGUCAGAAGAGGCCCAGGUAUUUGGCGGAGGUUGGCGUCCUGAUCGUUGAGGACCGCAUUUGUGAGGGAAAGGAGAACGUUAGCACCUGAAGCGAGGAAGGGGAUCACCUACCUACAUUGAGUGUUCAGUGAGUGAAUUUAUAGGAGUAGGGGAGGGCUCACCUCCUGGCACCCAGGCCUUUUUUAGUGACUGCAGCAUAAUAGUGAGCCUUGGAACGUAUUAGCGAAUCCCCACAAGUGGCAACCAUGGCUGACAAUUUGGUGGAUCCUGGGCCCCCUUCUGCUAAGAAGCCCAAGAUGUCUUCUCCUUCCCUGUCUUCCAGCGAUGUUCCAGAUUUUGGGUCUCUCUUUGACCUGGAACAGGAUUUACCUGAUGAGUUGAUUAACUCAAGUGAGUUUGGUCUGACUAAUGGUGGAGAUCUCAGUCAGCUACACAACAGCAUGAAUAUGGUGCCUGAUGCAGCAGCCAAGCAUAAGCAGCUUUCUGAGCUUUUGCGUGGUGGAACCGCCUCAAGCAUGAGCAUGGGCCUUGGGCAACAAACACAACAAAACAGCCCAGGAAUAAGCUUACUAAACAGCAUGGUGAAAAGUCCUAUGAACCAAGGAGGACUUACAUCGCCAAACAUGGGUAUGGCAGGCAGUGGAAACACUGGACCAACAGCUCAGCAGAUAAAUCCUACUUCAGCAGCAGGAAUGAUGCCUGGUGUAAAUAGCCCUGUAAACCAACAUGGCAUGGGCAUCAACACAGGGAUGAUGACUGCUGGAAAUGGACAAAAUAUGAUGCAUGGUCAAAUGAUGAAUGGGUCUGUUGGAUCUGGUAGAGGGCGUCCUAACAUGCAGUACCCCAAUCCUAACAUGGGCAAUACAGGCAACAUACUUGCCGAAACACUUCAAGGUGGGCCUCAAAUUGGAGGACAGCCCGGAAUGAGAGGUCCGCAGCCAACAGCUAUGAACAAGAUGGGUCUAAUGAACAAUCCUAAUCCUUAUGGAAACGCGUAUGGACAAAAUGUUGUUCCCCAGAUGGGAGGCAAUGUUAUGGGAUCACAAAUGCAGAACAAGGCAGCAUUACAGAAUAGCCUGUCUCAGUUUCCAGUGGACAAAAAACCUGGAGUCGGCAUGCCAAAUAUGAAUCAGCAGACAUCGACCCAGGUUCAGCAAGCUGGAAUGGUUACUGCAGCUCCACCAGGUAUGGGAGCAGGUGCCCCCCAGGGCAUUGGCUCAGGGGCGCCUACAGCAGAUCCUGAGAAAAGGAAACUGAUCCAGCAACAACUGGUUCUUCUCCUGCACGCUCACAAAUGUCAGCGGAGGGAACAGGCCAAUGGAGAAGUACGGCAGUGCAACUUACCGCAUUGCCGGACAAUGAAGAAUGUCCUUAAUCACAUGACACACUGCCAAGCUGGCAAAUCUUGCCAAGUUGCACAUUGUGCCUCCUCGCGGCAGAUAAUUUCGCACUGGAAAAAUUGCACACGACAUGACUGUCCUGUCUGUCUUCCUCUGAAGAAUGCAGGAGACAAACGUAAUCAAACUUUGCUGGGUGGUCCAACAGUGGCAAUGGGAGCUACUGGUUCUGUGGGGGCAGUUGGCCAGCAACCUGCUCCUUCAAUUAAUGCCACUAACCAAAUUGACCCAAGCUCAAUAGAGAGAGCAUAUGCAGCACUUGGUCUUCCUUACCAGGGCAAUCAAAUACAGAGCCAACCACAAGCUCCAGUUAAAGGCCAACAGUCAGGACAGUCACCACAGGGAAUGCGCUCCCAUAACACAAUGAAUUCAAGCACAAUGGGAGUCAAUGGAGGAGUAGGUGUCCAAGCUUCCAGUUUGCUUCCUGACUCUCUGUUGCAUUCAGGAAUGAACACUCAGAGUGCAAUGAUGAAUGAGAGUGGUGGCAUUCCUAACCUAGGCUCAAUGCCUAUAGCGGCACCACCCUCUAGUACUGGAAUCCGCAAACCUUGGCAUGAAGAUAUCACACAGGAUCUGAGGAACCAUCUAGUCCACAAACUUGUUCAAGCCAUAUUCCCAACACCUGAUCCAGCAGCAUUAAAGGAUCGUCGAAUGGAGAACUUGGUAGCUUAUGCUCGUAAAGUUGAAGGGGACAUGUAUGAAUCUGCUAACAGCAGGGCUGAGUACUACCACUUGCUAGCUGAGAAGAUAUACAAGAUUCAAAAAGAGUUGGAGGAAAAGCGUCGAACCAGAUUGCAAAAGCAACAUCUAAUGCCCACUCCCCCUGGCAUGCCUCCUACACAAAUGAAUCAAAGCCAAGGAAUGCCCCAGCCACAAACUGGAAUGUCAACUAACGGCCCUUUGCCAGAUCCAAGCAGCAUGAUGCGGGCUAAUGUGCCAAAUCAAAUGAUGAAUCGUAUGCAGACACAAACUGGAAUGAACCAAUUUGGGCAGAUGGGUAUGCCAAUGCAGUCCAUGGGCCAGAGACCGCCAGCUCCACUUCAGCACCCUGGGCAAAUGGGACAAACGGGCCCUAUGAAUCAGAUGGGAUUUCAGGCCCGCAUGCAGCAGUCAGGUACUAUGCAACAAACUGCACAGAACCAGUUUCUGUCCCAAAAUCAGUUUCAGGCAUCUCCUCCUGUGAUGAAUACUGGAGGAAUGAAUACAGGAGGCUUGAAUGCAUCUGGCAUGUCCAUGUCCCAGCCUGGAAAUCAGAACCCUCCAUCUCAGGCACAGAUGUCUAAUCCCAAUCAUCCUGUGAGCUCUCCUGUGAUGCCUCCAGUGGCAGCAGGGAAUCAGAUCCACUGUUCGAGUCACGUCCAACCCAUGCACCGCAACUCACCGUCCCCUGCUCCAAGCCGCACACCAACCCCUCACCACACGCCUCCAGGCUUAACUCCUCAACCCGCCCCAACACCCGCACAGCCUAUCAUACCAACAGCAGCACCAACUUCACAAGCACCACUACAACACAGAGAAAGCCCUACCCCACCACAAGUGACCCCUUCAUUAUCCAUCCCUACCCCCGUUAUGCCUACCACUGACCAGCAAAUCCCUACACCACCUCCUCAGCAGCCUUUGCAGCAGUUUCCAUCACAACAACAGCCAUUACCACGGCCUCCUUCACAGCCAAGCCUAACCACACCUGUACCCACGCCAACUGCACAACUGCCAAUGCAGCUUCACCCAAGCACUCCGUCUACAGUCAAUCUGGAAUGCCCAUCUUCCAAUCCUCCCUCUACUAAUAGCCCUGAAGUUCGCUCUCAGCAACCUGUUCAAGAGCCGCCACCUCAAGAGGUUAAAAUGGAGAUCAAGCAAGAAGAUGAUUAUCUUGAGCCUGAGCCUAUGGAACCUCCAGCAGAGGAGAAGCCUGAGGUUAAAGUGGAGGGAGCAGUUGAGGAUUGCAAAUCUGAGCCAGUUGAGCUGGAAGAGAAGAAAGAAGAAGUUAAAACAGAAAUCAAGGAGGAAGAUGAGAAACCAGAAACCCCUGCUUCCCAGACAUCUCCUGCUCCCCCUGGGCAGUCCAAGAAGAAGAUUUUCAAACCUGAAGAGCUUCGCCAGGCUCUCAUGCCCACUCUGGAAGCAUUAUACCGGCAAGAUCCAGAGUCCCUUCCUUUUCGUCAACCAGUGGAUCCUCAGUUAUUAGGAAUCCCGAAAAAUACCUCUGUCCUGCAGGAUUACUUUGAGAUUGUCAAGACUCCCAUGGACCUUUCAACUAUUAAACGCAAGUUAGACACAGGACAGUACCAAGAGCCCUGGCAGUAUGUGGAAGAUAUCUGGCUGAUGUUCAACAAUGCCUGGCUAUACAACCGUAAAACUUCUCGUGUCUACAAGUACUGUUCCAAGCUGGCUGAGGUGUUUGAGCAGGAGAUUGAUCCAGUCAUGCAAAGCUUGGGAUACUGUUGUGGACGGAAGCUCGAGUUUUCUCCUCAGACCCUUUGCUGUUAUGGAAAGCAACUCUGUACAAUACCCCGUGAUGCCACUUACUACAGCUAUCAAAACAGUUCACCCAAAUAUGGCCUUCUCGCUGAUAGGUACCACUUCUGUGAAAAGUGCUUCAAUGAGAUCCAGGGGGAAUGCGUCUCUCUCGGUGAUGACCCCACCCAACCUCAGACCACCAUCAGCAAAGAUCAGUUCUCCAAAAGGAAAAAUGACACACUGGAUCCAGAACAAUAUGUAGAAUGCUUGGAUUGUGGCAGAAAAAUGCACCAGAUCUGCGUGUUACAUCAUGAAACCAUCUGGCCCACAGGCUUUGUAUGUGAAGCCUGUCUAAAGAAAGCAGGCCGAUCUCGGAAAGAGAACAAAUUUUCUGCCAAACGUCUUCCAACUACGAGGCUUGGCUCUUUUCUGGAGAACAGAGUGAAUGAAUUUCUGAGAAGACAGAAUAAUCCUGAGGCUGGAGAGGUAACUAUUCGUGUGGUCCAUGCAUCUGACAAAACGGUGGAAGUGAAACCUGGCAUGAAAUCAAAGUUUGUGGAUACAGGCGAGAUGGCAGAAUCCUUCCCUUACCGAACAAAAGCCUUAUUUGCGUUUGAAGAGGUUGAUGGAGCUGAAUUGUGUUUUUUUGGAAUGCAUGUGCAAGAAUAUGGCUCUGACUGUCCUCAGCCCAAUCAAAGGCGUGUUUAUAUUUCCUAUCUGGACAGUGUACAUUUCUUUCGUCCAAAGAGCCUUAGAACAACUGUCUAUCAUGAGAUUCUCAUUGGCUAUCUGGAGUAUGUCAAGAAACUAGGGUAUACAGCAGGACACAUAUGGGCCUGUCCUCCGAGUGAAGGAGAUGACUAUAUAUUUCAUUGUCACCCAGCGGACCAGAAGAUCCCAAAGCCCAAGCGCUUGCAGGAGUGGUACAAGAAGAUGCUGGACAAGUCUGUGUCUGAGAGAGUAAUUCAUGAUUACAAGGACAUCUUUAAGCAAGCAACAGAAGACAGACUGACCAGUGCCAAGGAGCUGCCAUACUUUGAAGGGGAUUUCUGGCCUAAUGUGCUGGAGGAGAGCAUUAAGGAACUGGAGCAGGAGGAGGAAGAAAGGAAGCGAGAAGAAAAUACCAGCAAUGAGAGUAUUGAGGUUGGGAAAGGAGACAGUAAAAAUGCAAAGAAGAAAAACAACAAAAAGACCAGCAAAAAAACAAGCAGCCUGAGCAGAGGGAGUAAGAAGAAGCCUGGAAUGCCUAAUGUGUCCAAUGAUCUGUCACAGAAGCUCUAUGCUACAAUGGAAAAGCAUAAAGAGGUAUUUUUUGUCAUCCGCCUUAGUGCUGGACCAGCGGCCAAUUCUCUUCCCCCAAUUGUAGAGCCAGACCCCCUAAUUCCUUGUGAUCUGAUGGAUGGACGGGAUGCCUUCCUCACAAUUGCUAGAGAUAAACACUUGGAGUUUUCAUCUCUACGCAGAGCUAAGUGGUCUACAAUGUGCAUGCUGGUGGAGCUCCAUACACAGAGCCAGGACCGCUUUGUCUAUACCUGCAAUGAAUGCAAGCAUCAUGUUGAAACUCGUUAUCACUGUACUGUUUGUGAGGAUUAUGAUUUGUGCAUCACCUGCUACAACACAAAUACCCAUGAACACAAAAUGGAGAAACUUGGGCUUGGCUUGGACGAUGAGAGCAACAACCAACAAGCAGCCGCAACCCAAAGCCCCGGAGAUUCCCGCCGGCUGAGCAUCCAGCGCUGCAUCCAGUCUCUUGUACAUGCCUGCCAAUGUCGCAAUGCAAACUGCUCUUUGCCCUCAUGUCAGAAGAUGAAGAGAGUUGUACAACACACCAAAGGCUGCAAGAGGAAAACCAACGGAGGGUGUCCUAUCUGCAAACAGCUUAUUGCCCUGUGCUGCUACCAUGCUAAACACUGCCAAGAAAACAAGUGCCCUGUGCCCUUCUGUCUCAAUAUCAAGCAAAAGCUGCGACAGCAGCAGCUGCAGCAUAGGUUGCAACAGGCUCAGAUGCUGCGACGGCGCAUGGCCAGCAUGCAGAGAACGGGUGGGGUUGGCCCUCAGCAGGGUUUGCCUUCUCCAAAUUCAGCUGGCCCUGCCACACCAACAGGCCAACAGCCCCCCACUCCACAGACUCCUCAACCACCGCCCCAACCUCCAGUUCAGCAGCAGCCUCCGCCACCUAACAUGCCUUCCUACAGCAUGGCGCGUGCUGAACCCCCCAGGGGAAUAUCACAGGGCAAAGCAGCUGGGCAAAUGACUCCUCCAACGCCUCCCCAGACUGGACCAAUGCAGCAGCAAGUUCAGGGUCCACCACCAGCUGCUGUGGAGAUGGCAAUGCAGAUCCAACGGGCUGCAGAGACACAAAGGCAAAUGGCAAAAGCUCAAAUUUUCCCUCGGCCCAUAAUGAACCCACAUCAGAUGCAACCUAUGAACCCAAUGCCGCCCAUAGGAAUGAACCCUCAACAGGGCCCUAGGGGUCCAGUUCAUUUGGAUUCUGGCAUAGGGCCUGCUGGAAUGCAGCAACCUCAGCAACAGCAGCAUCCACCUCAGCCUCAAACACAACCUCCAUGGGUACAUGGUGGACUACCCCAGCCUCAAUCAAUGCAACCUGGCAUGCAGAGAUCACCCAUAAUGUCAGUACAGCAACAGGGACAACCUAUGAACAUGAAUCCCCAGCCUGGCAUUGGACAGGUGCCUGGAUCAAGUCAAACAAAACAAGGCACGCUGCCACAAGUUGCUGUGCAGAACCUUCUUCGUGCUUUGCGUUCUCCUAGCUCACCCAUGCAGCAGCAGCAGGUUUUAAAUAUUUUGCAAUCAAACCCACAGCUUCUGGCUGCCUUUAUCAAGCAAAGAGCAGCCAAGUAUGCCAAUAAUCCGAAUGCACAGGCAGCUGGCAACAUUCCCGGUAUGCCUGCCCAUGGUGGCCUUCCGCAAGUAGUGCAUUCUAAUCCUGGCAUGCAAGGCAUGAACCCUAUGCAGGCAAUUGGCCCUCGCCCUGGCAUGCCUCAGCAACCUCAAGCCCCACAACAGCAGCCUCCACAACAGCCCCCUAUUCCCCAGCAGGGUAUGGCAGGAAUAAAUCCACAGGGUCAGCCAGUAAACAUCAACCAUGGUGGGAUUUCCCCUCAGUUUCGUGAGAUUCUCAUACGAAGGCAGCAAAUAAUGCAGCAGCAGCAGCAGCAACAACAACAACAACAGCAACAACAGCAGCAGCAACAACAACAACAGCAGCAGCAGCAGCAAGGAGCUGGCCCUGGAAUGGUUAAUCAUAACCAGUUCCAGCAGCACCAAGUCAUGUCUGGCUACACACAACACCAACAACAGCAGCAGCAACAACAACAGCGGUUCCAGCACCACAUCCAGAUGCAGCAAGGAAAUAUGGGACAAAUGAGCCAGAUGUCACAGGGAAUGCCGGGUGAUGCAUCGAGUGGCCUGCAGAGCUUUCCACAGCGCCUCUUACACCAGCAGAUGGGAUCUCCAGCACAACAAAACCCAAUGAGCCCACAACAGCACAUGUUGCAAGGCCCUGCCCAGUCCCCUCAUUUACAGGGACAGCAGCUCCCCCCAUCACUUACCAACCAAGUGCGUUCUCCCCAACCUGUGCCCUCUCCACGUCCCCAGUCACAGCCCCCACACUCUAGCCCGUCUCCCCGUAUGCAGCCCCAGCCAUCCCCACAUCAUGUUUCUCCUCAGACCAGCUCUCCUCACCCAGGAUUGGUGGGGCCUGGCCAAGGGAACCCUAUGGAUCAAGGACACUAUGGAAGCCCGGAUCCUACUUCUAUGCUUUCACAAAUGGCAGGUCUUCAUGGAGGGGGGGUGUCAGACCUUGGUAUGGGUGCAGACAACUCGGACCUUAAUCCCAACCUCUCACAGAGUGCACUAGAUAUCCAUUAGAGGUAUUGGGGUAUAAGGGAUCUAUUGCUACCCAUGGGCAGUGACUCUUAAGAACACGCCGUUCUGACAAACUUAUUUUCUGCUCAGACUGACUUUUUAUACUGAAGAACGGCUGUUUUUUUGUGGGGGUGGGAGGGCGUGCGGGAUUUAAGGUUAUUUUUCAAGUUUUUGUUUUUUCAAGUAAUGUUAUCUAUUUUUUUUUGUUUUUUUUUGAGUUCUCUAGAGCUGCUGUGCUCAGAACUAUAAGGAUCUGCAAAGAGUGGGGAAGGGCAGAUGAUAUUAUUAUAAAGAGUAUAUUUCCAGUGGCUGGGCCCAUAAAACAGCCUUCUGAUCUCUUCCUCUGUUAAGAUGCACAGUGCAUUCCCUUGAUCCUAACUCCCUCAUGUCCAAAAUACACUUAACAUGACUUCCUAUGUUUUUAUGUUUUCUGUAUUUUUUUUUUUUUUAAAUUAAUGAAAAUGUAUAGUAUUGACUGUUUUUAUUUACUGUUGGACGGUUUCUGUAUAGGCAAAAAUGUAUGUUCCCAUCCACCUGCCAUUUUCUGUCUGAUCCCCUUGUGAACCUUUUCACUCUCCCCGAGCCACACUCAGCACAGGGCCCCCCCCCUCCCUGUGAUCAUAGCCAUAAGGUAUAUAUAUAUAUAUUUUUGCUUCCUUUAAAUUGUCAGCUUGAAUCACAGCUGGAAAGGGCUUUUAAGGUCCGUUGCCCUAAUUUUGGGCAUGAAUGGGUUAUUUUGGUGAGAAGGGGCAGUUGUGCUCCAAAUACAGAGGUUUUUCAGAGGAUGGUUUAAUGUUGCUUUAAAACAGAAGAUAUAUAUACAUGAUAUAUAUAUAUAUAUAUAUAUAUAAAUAUAAAUCUAUAUAUAAAUAAAAUAACCCCAUUCUUUAUCCCUACCUUGCCCUUUCUUUGCCCAAAAACCUUUUGGUUAACUGGCGAGAAAUAAUGUAAAUUCUUUUACCUUUCAACCUCUUUUACCCUUCAAAAGAACCCCAUGAAAUUAUUAUGUUCUGUUUAGCCAAGUAUUUGCAACAUUAAUGGUGUUAUUUCUACACAUUGGAGAGGGGCUACGGAGAGAGAUUUGUUUAUUUUGCUAUAUCACGGAACCAGCCAGAUGUACUAUAUUUAAUGGAUUGUAAAUUUUGGAGGGGGUGUAUAGGGGGCAAACUUGCAUUCUUUAUUAUUAUUUUUUUUCCACGUUACUGUAACAUCCAAGUAAGAACAUGGACUGGCCAAAAGAAUGGCCUGUUCUUACCGACUCCCCACCAUGCUGGUAUUGACUCUUUUCUAUCUAAACCUGUUUCUUCUGGAACUCGGGAAGCAGGAAACUGAUCAGACGCGAUCUCCUCCCCUCAACAGUGUGGUGUAAACGGUGUAAAUCAUGCAAUGAACAUGGGGUCUCCUAAAUAUGAACUUUAAAUCACUGUACAAAUUGUUACAAUUCAUUUCUUAUUACUUAUUGUUAAAUAAACUGUGUGAGACAGAUGAA